Molecule: messenger RNA, 2753 nt
Organism: Chenopodium quinoa (quinoa)
Lineage: Eukaryota; Viridiplantae; Streptophyta; Magnoliopsida; Caryophyllales; Amaranthaceae
Product: protein NUCLEAR FUSION DEFECTIVE 4-like
Exons: 2
Coding region: 609-2417 (602 amino acids)
Biological process (GO): transmembrane transport
Cellular component (GO): membrane
Molecular function (GO): transmembrane transporter activity
Source: RefSeq, a predicted model, not a curated record
AUAUCAUAUCGAAGCAAACUAUUACGAAGUACAAACUACCUUAAGUUUAUAUAGUAGUCCAUAAGCUACCUUAAAUCUAAAUUAUCAUACUUAUUGGUCUACUCCUUUUCCUUCUAAUUGAUUUCUUUAAAUUUUGGUAUAGACGAUAUUCGACUCAAAUAGUCAUAUCUAGUUUACCUUCCAUAUACCUUAACCAAUAGGAUUAAUCUAACAAUUGAUCAUAGUAAUUAACAUCAAAAUAAUAUCAUGCAAACCCGUUAAUUACACCAAAGUUUUUAUUCCUUUACGAGCUCAACAUGUUACAACACUAAGGUCCCUCACUUUGUUCAUCCCAACAGCUAAAUGGCUAAAUCAUUACUGUAUGAUUCUGACUAAUCAAACUUUUAACGUAUAAAUUGGUCCACUAUAUCGAUCAGAAGAUCACUAUCAUCAUUUAUGUUUCUCAUAUCAACAUGUUCGUUGUUAGUCCUUGUUACCACUAGUAUUCUCUACUACCUAUAAACCUACCUUUCCACACAUAUUUUCACAUCAUUUUUGUUAAACUCAACUAUAUCUCCCUCUCAAGUCUCAAACAUAUAAUCCCAUAAUCUUAGGAUAGACACCUAAUCAUGGUGGUCGAAGGCGGUGGUGGCCACCCCCGCUUGGUGAUGCGUGUCUUAACGGGGCAAUGGUUCAUGGUGUUUUCCUCCCUCCUAGUGAUGUCUACGGCAGGGGCCACGUACAUGUUUGGGUUGUACUCUAAGGACAUAAAACAAUCCUUAGGGUAUGACCAAAGUACCCUUAACCUCCUUAGCUUCUUUAAGGACUUGGGAUCUAUUGCCGGGGUGCCCUCAGGGCUACUAAUGGAAGUCGCCCCACCUUGGGUGGUUCUAAUCGUUGGUGCUGUCCUCAACUUCUUUGGUUACUUCAUGAUGUGGCUCGCCGUUACUAGUCGUAUCCCUAAGCCUGCUAUUUGGCAAAUGUGCUUGUACAUUUGUGUAGGUGCAAACUCGCAAGCCUUUUCAAAUACUGGUGCACUUGUUACUUGUGUGAAGAACUUCCCCGAAAGCCGAGGAGUUGUCUUAGGCUUGCUAAAGGGCUUUGUUGGUCUAAGUGGUGCUAUCAUAACGCAACUCUACUAUGCAUUGUACGGUGAUAAUGGUAAAAAUUCCACGGCCUUAAUCCUCUUCAUUGGUUGGCUACCUGCCGCGAUUUCAUUUGCAUUCCUACGUACAAUCCGAUAUUUGAAACUUGUACGUCGAAAAAAUGAGGUAAAUGUUUUCUACGAGUUGCUUUAUAUGUCCCUUGGCCUCGCCGGUUUUCUCAUGGUUAUGAUCAUACUUCAAAACACCAAAACCUUCACACGAGGUGAGUACAUUGGGAGUGGUAUAGCAGUUAUUCUUUUGCUCCUUUUACCUCUUUACACCGUGAUUAAAGAAGAGUACAAGGUACAAAAGACGAGUGGAGAGGAGUUGGUGAGUGUAUCCAAUGUUAAUAUUGUGGUAAACAAUGGUGAAGAUAAGGAGCGUGAAGUUAUGGGUGUUUCAAACUCGGCGCCUCAUUCAUCUGUGGUAGAGUUGCCUGAGAAAGAAAGAGAGGCAGACUCAUGUUUUCAAAACAUAUUUCGUUCUCCAGAUCGAGGGGAAGAUUACACCAUACUACAAGCGAUUUUCAACAUAGACAUGCUCAUUUUGGUUAUUACUAUUAUAAGUGGACUUGGUGGCACAUUGACCGCCAUUGACAACUUGGGCCAAAUCGGAAUGUCACUUGGGUACCCGGCCCGUAGCAUUAGCACUUUUAUAUCCCUAGUGAGUAUAUGGAACUAUUUAGGUCGCGUCGUGGCAGGUUUUGGUUCGGAACACUUGCUAAAGAAGUACAAAAUUCCAAGGCCUCUUGUGUUGAGUUUUACACUAUUGCUCUCUUGUGUUGGACACCUUAUCAUUGCUUUCGAUGUUCGAAAUGGGCUUUAUGUUGCGACCGUGGUUAUGGGAUUUUGCUAUGGGGCCCAAUGGCCUUUGCUAUUUGCCAUUAUCUCUGAAUUGUAUGGGCUUAAAUACUACGCAACUUUAUACAAUUUGGGUACAGUGGCAAGCCCAAUAGGAGGUUACAUUCUCAAUGUUAGACUAACUGGCUACUUAUAUGAUAGAGAGGCCCAAAAACAAAUACAGGCCUUGGGCCGGAUCAGGAAAAAGGGUGAAGAGUUAAACUGUAAUGGCCCAGAAUGUUUUCGCUUGGCAUUUUUUGUGAUCACAGCAGCAACUAUUUUUAGUAUGUUGUUUUCAUUGAUCUUGGUUGUUAGAACAAGAAAGUUUUACAAGAGUGAUAUUUAUAGAAAGUUUAGGGAGACAGAUAGUACGGCGGAGGCUGAAUUGGUAGGUGGUGUCGUAGUAUCGGAUGAUGGAAGUAAGAAGCCGGGAAUGAAGGUGGCAAAAGGGUAGGAAAUUUCAUUGUUUAUUGGUAAGAAGGAUCUACUAGGUUGUAACCCUGCACAGAUCAAUAUGAUCCAUACUAGAUGCAAGGAUCCUUAGAAAUGGGGCAGACGAUAAGGAAUUCCUAUCAUUUUAGGUGUACCAUGAAUAUAGUGUGCUCACGUGUAUUAUUAACUCGGUUGAGAGGUGUUAACAAAAAAACUAUUGUAACUACUAAUGUAUUGUAUACUAGUAGUAGACGUAUAAAAAUAAAUUGAAACAUGUUUUAGGAUUGAUGUCAUGCAUAUGUAGUGCUAAUGGUGUAGCCCGUGUAAUCGUGUAUGCAUAGUUAGAUCACUUUGAUCA